UUCAAUGAGAUAGGAACAUUUCCCAUGGGUACCUGAAUGUAGCAUCCUUUCCCUGGCUGGACAUGAAGCUGUUUAGCAAAAGUGAUCGGUCUUGCUUUGCGCUUGUUCAAAACAAUGUGAGCAUUUAGCACUUCUGCGGAGGAGAAGGAAUUAUUUUGUAUUAACAAUCUGCAAUAUGUUGGAUAUCUAAUCCUGGAUUAUGAUUGUGUCUACCUCACCUCAAUUUCGCCCUAACUUUUGACUCGUUAGCUUGAAAAUAGCAUGCGUGGAAAUUGGAUUGUCCCACACCGAAAUCGCCUUGAUGUGCUUAAAACGACUUGACGGUGCAUUCACGGACUCGUCGGGAGAGUAGUAGACUCUUGGGUGGUUGUUUGUUUUUAUGUGACAUUUUCCGUGGGCCAUGGCAAGCAAUUUGGCGGCCAAACUGGGAUGGAACUCUCUGGUAAGGAAACAAAACAGGAGCUUCAACGUCAGGAUCUGCACCAUGGAGUCGGACAUGGAAUUCAGCUGCGAGACGAAGUGGAAGGGGAAGGAGCUGUUGGAGCUGGUGUGCAGAACGCUGGGGCUGAGGGAGACCUGGUUCUUCGGCCUCAGGUACCACGUCAAGGACACCGUCGCCUGGCUCAAGAUGGACAAAAAGGUGCUGGAUCAGGAAGUCCCCACGGAGGAGCCCAUCACACUGCACUUCCUGGCUAAGUUCUACCCGGAGAAUGUCGAAGAGGAGUUGGUGCAGGACAUCACGCAGCAUCUCUUCUUCCUGCAGGUGAAGAAGAAGAUCCUGGAGGAGGAGAUCCACUGUCCUCCCGAAGCCUCGGUGCUGUUGGCCUCCUACGCCGUACAUGCCAAGUACGGCGACUACAACUCGAACGUUCACAAGCCUGGCUUUUUAUCUCGGGAGGAGCUGCUGCCUAAAAGGGUCAUCAAUUUGUAUCAAAUGACCGCAGAAAUGUGGGAGGAGAGGAUCGCCGCGUGCUACGCCGAGCACAGGGGGCGCACGAGGGAAGAAGCCGAGAUGGAGUAUCUGAAGAUCGCUCAGGACCUGGACAUGUACGGCGUCAAUUAUUUCUCCAUCCGGAAUAAAAAGGGAACGGAUCUUUUGCUGGGCGUGGACGCCCUGGGCCUGCACAUCUACGAGCCGGACAACAGGCUGACACCCAAGUGUUCCUUCCCCUGGAACGAGAUCCGCAACAUCUCGUACAGCGACAAAGAGUUUACCAUCAAACCCCUGGACAAGAAAGCCAAAGUCUUCAAAUUCAACUCGCCACGGUUGAGAGUCAACAAAUUGAUCCUGCAGCUGUGCGUGGGCAGCCACGACUUGUUCAUGCGCAGACGACGUGUGGACUCCCUGGAGGUGCAGCAGAUGAAGGCCCAGGCCAGGGAGGAGAGAGCCCGCAGGCAGGUGGAGAGACAGCUGUUGAACCAGGAGAAGCAGAGACGCGAGGAAGCGGAACGCAUGCGAGACGAGCUGGAGCGACGGCUCCUUCGGCUGCAAGACGAAGCGCGAAUGGCCAACGAGGCCCUGUUGCGCUCGGAGCAGACGGCGGAUCUCCUGGCCGAGAAGGCCCAGAUCGCCGAGGAGGAGGCCAAGCUGCUGGCCCAGAAGGCGGCCGAGGCGGAGGCGGAAAUGAAGCGCAUCAAGGCCACAGCCAUGCGGGGUCACGAGGAGAGGAGGCUCAUGGAACACAAAAUGCUGGAGGCCGACAGGAUGGCCCUCAAGAUGGCAGACCAGUCCCAACGCAGGGCCAAGGAGGCAGAGCAGCUGAAGCAGGACCUGCUGGAAGCCAGGCAGUCCGAGCACAGGGCCAAGCACAAACUCCUGGAGAUCACCAGCAGGGUGUACAUGUACCCCACGCCGCCGAUGGACUGCAUGCUUCCCGAGCUGAGCUUCAGCAAGGAGAACGUGAGCUUUGACUUUAAAGACACGGACAUGAAACGACUCUCCCUGGAGAUCGAGAAAGAGAAGGUGGAGUACAUGGAGAAGAGCAAACACCUCCAGGAGCAGCUGAAUGAGCUGAAGACGGAGAUCGAGAGCCUGAAGUUGAAGGAGCGCCAGACCCCGCUGGACGUGGUCCACGACCACAACGCCGAGCGGGGAACUAGCAAGCACAGCAACCUAAAGAAGUUGACACUACAGAGCACCAAGUCCCGAGUUGCCUUUUUUGAGGAACUCUAAGCAAGUCUUCUCCAGUCCCAUCUACACCAAACAUGGACAACCCAGACCACUACUGCGGCAUCUUCGGGGGCCUUUUUCAGGAAAUUGUUUUCUCCAAAAACUUUUGCCGCGUUCAAUCAUGGCUGCUUGCCUGCAUCUGGCUAAGUCAAUCAUUUUUUUAGGACAACGAACUAACUACCGUCAUUUCUCCAGAAUAGCACACACUCAAAUAUUAUAUGCACACUGAAAAUCUACAGUGUAAAACCAAUGUCAAUUCUUCCAAAUAUGCUCAAACGCACGUUUUCCCUUUUUCAAAUAAACUCCCAGGUCUCUA
This is a messenger RNA of Hippocampus zosterae (dwarf seahorse), 2486 nucleotides long. It is a transcript of the gene nf2a, whose product is annotated as NF2, moesin-ezrin-radixin like (MERLIN) tumor suppressor a. The record is from RefSeq and is a predicted model, not a curated record. Bases 401 to 2173 code for a protein of 590 amino acids. Gene Ontology annotation, cellular component: cytoskeleton; filopodium; plasma membrane. Gene Ontology annotation, biological process: regulation of gliogenesis; regulation of organelle assembly; positive regulation of early endosome to late endosome transport. NCBI's taxonomy places the organism in Eukaryota, Metazoa, Chordata, Actinopteri, Syngnathiformes, Syngnathidae. Gene Ontology annotation, molecular function: actin binding; cell adhesion molecule binding. The transcript is spliced from 16 exons.